Chinchilla lanigera (long-tailed chinchilla) is the source of this 2157-nucleotide messenger RNA. RefSeq names its product cysteine conjugate-beta lyase 2 (gene Kyat3). NCBI's taxonomy places the organism in Eukaryota, Metazoa, Chordata, Mammalia, Rodentia, Chinchillidae. Gene Ontology annotation, cellular component: cytoplasm; mitochondrion. The record is from RefSeq and is a predicted model, not a curated record. Gene Ontology annotation, biological process: biosynthetic process. Gene Ontology annotation, molecular function: pyridoxal phosphate binding; L-kynurenine:2-oxoglutarate transaminase activity. Bases 216 to 1571 code for a protein of 451 amino acids. The transcript has 14 exons.
AGGGGGCUGAACUUAGCUUAGGCAAUGAGCAACUUCCCUGGUAACUCGCUGAGAAGAUGAACACUGAGGCCUGGUGGCCGCACGGCUCUCCGAGAGCGGGGUGACACCUCCCUGAAACUGCAGUCUCAGCUCACGUGUGUCUGGCCAGUGACUCAGCAGCGGUAGAGAUUAUCUUUGAGCCGGGGAUUCACUGACCCAGCACCAAGUACAGGAACAUGUUUUUGGCCCCGAGGAGACUCUGCUCCCUUGGUAAUGGAGCAAAAUUUCUAAAGACAAUUCCUUCUUCAAAACUCCUGGGAUGCUCUACUUAUGGUAAAAUGUCUUCGAAACUGAAAAAUGCAAAACGCAUCGAAGGACUUGAUAGCAAUGUGUGGACUGAAUUUACCAAGUUGGCUGCAGAUCCCUCCGUGGUGAAUCUUGGCCAAGGCCUUCCAGAUAUAUCACCUCCAACAUAUGUAAAAGAAGCAUUAUCAAAGAUUGCAUUAGUUGAUAACUUGAAUCAGUACACGCGGGGCUUUGGUCAUCCGUCACUUGUGAAAGCCCUGUCCAGCCUAUACGAAAAAUUUUAUCCAAAUCAAAUCGACCCAAAUAAAGAAAUCCUUGUGACAGUAGGAGCGUAUGGAUCUCUUUUUAAUGCCAUUCAAGGGUUAGUUGAUGAAGGAGAUGAAGUCAUAAUAAUAGUGCCUUUCUACGACUGCUAUGAGCCCAUGGUGAGAAUGGCUGGAGCAACACCUGUUUUUAUUCCCCUAAGAUCUAAAGCUGUUGGUGGAAAAAAAUGGUCUAGUUCUGACUGGACCUUAGAUCCGCAAGAACUCGAAAGCAAAUUUAAUUCUAAAACCAAAGCCAUCAUACUAAAUACUCCAAACAACCCUCUUGGCAAGGUGUAUACGAAAGAAGAACUCCAACUCAUUGCAGACCUUUGUAUCAAAUAUGACGUACUCUGUAUCAGCGAUGAGGUUUAUGAGUGGCUUGUAUAUACCGGACAUAAGCAUUUAAAAAUAGCCACUUUCCCAGGUAUGUGGGAGCGAACAGUCACGAUAGGAAGCGCUGGGAAGACCUUCAGUGUGACUGGCUGGAAGCUCGGCUGGACCUUUGGUCCUAAUCAUUUGAUAAAACAUUUACAGACUGUUCAGCAAAACACUGUCUAUACUUGUGCAACUCCUUUACAGGAAGCUGUGGCCCAAGCUCUCUGGGUUGACAUCCAGCGCAUGGACAGCCCAGAGUGUUACUUUAAUUCUUUGCCAAAAGAAUUGGAGGUAAAAAGAGAUCGGAUGGCACGUUUACUAGAAAGUGCUGGCCUGAAACCCAUAGUUCCUGAUGGAGGAUACUUCAUCAUUGCUGAUGUGUCUUCAUUAGAUGCUGACCUCUCUGACAUGAAGAACAAUGAACCUUAUGACUAUAAAUUUGUGAAAUGGAUGACGAAAAACAAGAAACUAUCAGCCAUCCCUGUGUCAGCAUUCUGUAACUCAGAGACUAAAUCACAGUUUGAGAAGUUUGUGCGCUUUUGCUUCAUCAAAAAAGACAGUACCCUGGAUGCUGCGGAAGAAAUCAUCAAGGCCUGGAACAGAUAGUCUUGAGGCGUGCAGACUAUGUGACUGGCCACUAGAUGGCCUCAUAUAGACUUCUAACUCUGUGUUAACACCUGCUGGAUGUUGAACAACAAAUAAUUCAAUACAAACAAAUUUAAGUAACUCUCUCCGUUAUUUUUCCGGUUAACCUCACUACUGACAAUCUUCAGGAAGUUUGAUUUUUUUCUUUAGUUGAACUGUAUUAAAACGCCUUUGAUUGGUUUCUUCUCUCAUUCUGAUUCCUUUAAAGUCACUGUGGCGCCACCUAAUGGAGGCUUUGUGCCAUGGCCAAUGUGGCACUGGCCACUGGAGGCCAUGUGCUAAGCCCCACCCUUCUUCAUCUGAGUUAAAUUAUGAUUUCUUACUCCCCUUUGAAGCGCCCUUUGAAGCGUCCUGUUUCAUUUUCCCACGCUCCCACCCAAUGCUGCCGUGCCACGUCAGCUGGUUCACCCCCUAAACCCCGCCUCCAGCCUGGCCAUAUUUAACCACUGUUCUGCCAGCCAGGCCCCUCAGAAGGUCCAGUCCCCCAACCCCUCCCCUCUGUGGUCUUCUCCGUGCCCUGCAAUAAAGGCAUUUUAUUGUUUUAUUA